Molecule: messenger RNA, 2099 nt
Organism: Drosophila takahashii
Lineage: Eukaryota; Metazoa; Arthropoda; Insecta; Diptera; Drosophilidae
Source: RefSeq, a predicted model, not a curated record
AAUUCAGUGUGCAAGUGAACUCCAAGUGAUGACAGCCUCAUUCCAUCCGUUCCUUAAAUGGGUUUUCUUCUGCCUAAUAGCCAUAAUAGUGAUUCUCAGUCUUUCAACGCGAGAUGAAAAUACUCAAUAUAGGACAAUUAACGAAGAGUCCAGAGCUUCUGAAGCUUUGGAAGUGGAAGGAUCAGCUAGUUAUAUAGCUAAUAUCCUUCCUGUGAAAGAGGAAGCCUUACCUUUUUUCUUUGUGGACACAGCCAAGUGCAAGAUUCCCUAUGUGGAUCCCUUCGAAUCGGAUGCCAUGGCCAUUUACCAUCCCGAACAUUUUGAGACCUGCUCCAACGAAACUGCUCUGGUGACCCCGAUCUAUGACAUCAGUCGACAGCGUUAUGUGUUGAUGAUCAAUGAAACGCUGGCCUCUAGCAUUAUGAACUCUAACGAGGGGGAAUACAACUGCUAUUAUCAGGAGAUAACACGCGAGCAAGAGCACGACAGCUACGAUAAGGUGCAGCGAAAAUACUUCACGCAGUACUACGAGGUGCCGCUUCAUGUUCAGGGCCUCAUCUUGGCCUGUCAUCGUCUUGGCAACGAGUCGGAUAUUCUGCAGAGCGAUGCCUAUACCCUCAUCCAAUAUAAGCCACCUCCGGAGGGACUUUCCCUGGAACCGUCCAAACGGAAGCCAAGCGUCCUAAUGUUCGGCAUAGACAGCCUGUCGCGGAUUAAUCUACGUCGAACCAUGCCAAAAGUUCAUAGCUUUCUCAAGAGAGACGGAUGGUUUGAGCUGCAGGGAUACAAUAAGAUUGGCGACAACACCUUUCCCAACCUUCUCGCCCUUUUGACUGGCUACAAUCCAGACUCGGCCUUGGAGAAUGUCUGCGACUGGCACGAGAAGAACUGCCUGGACAGGACUCCCUUUAUAUGGCAGCACUUUCGGAAUGCCGGCUAUCUGACCGCGUAUGCCGAAGAUGAGACUGGCAUAAACACAUUCAACUACUUUAAGCCCGGCUUUCGGGAGCAACCCACCGACUUUUACCUCCGGCCCUUCCAGAAGGCCUUUGAAUCGGGUAUGAACACCUGGAAAUGCCAUGACUGCUCGAUGAGGUACUGCAUCGGGCGACGGAUCACUAGUAGCUAUGCCUACGAUAUGGCCAGAGAUUUUGCCCGACGCUUCGUGGAUGAGCGUCCCAUUUGGGGUCUCUUCUGGUCGAAUAGCUUCAGUCACGACAGCUUCCAGAUGCCCUCGAAAAUGGAGGACUAUGUGCUGCAGUAUCUUCUAGACUUCCAGGCUGAUGGAGUGUUCGACCAGAGUAUUAUGAUAUUCCUCUCUGAUCAUGGAACUCGUUUUGGUAAGCUGACGUCCCUGAAAAGUGGGUUUCUGGAGGAGCGACUUCCCUCGAUGUUUAUCUACUUGCCACCCUGGUUUCGAGAUCAAUAUCCCGAAUAUGCAAGUGCCCUGCAGUUGAAUCAGAACCGCCUGACCUCAAACUACGAUCUGCACAACACACUGAAGCACAUCAUCGAACUGGGUAAUUCUAUAGAUGAUUUUAAGCUAACCAAAUCUCCCGACUGUCCCAAAUGCCAGUCCGUAUUUCUUCCCAUCGAUGAGUCGAGGACGUGUGAGGAUGCUGGAAUACCUGAACACUACUGCACCUGUGUGCCUUAUAAAAGACUCAAGGAUGGCUGGGCAAAGCGUAUUGCUCCCCAGGUAAUCAGUAGAAUCAAUGAAUAUUUGGCCGGCAGGAAUCUCAGUGGCAUUUGCUCGGAGCUAACUCUAAAAUACAUACACAAGACAGCGAUAAAAAUCGACCUAGAUAAAAAUUUCCAUGAUGAAGUGCCCUUUACAGAGGUGGCCACCUAUCGCACCAUGUUCAAGGUCAAUCAGAACACCGCCGACUUUCAAGCCACCGUUCUAUUUAACAACAUCACAGGAUCUGUAGAAGUCGCGGUGCCCACGAUCAGUCGACUCGACAGUUACGCCAAGGUUUCGACAUGUGUCGAUGACAAAACCGACAAGAUGUAUUGCAUUUGCAAGAGUGAUAUCUAAGAUUAGAAUAGGUUUUAACUAGCUUUUUACAGGGUGACUAUCUACAAAGUAGAUUAUACAG